AUGAAGAUUUAUUAUAUUGGUAUUCUUAAAACUAAUGAUCCUUCAAAAACUAUAGAAUUAUCAUCUGCUAGAGAUUUAUCUCAAUUUUCAUUUUUUGAAAGAAAUGGUGUAUCUCAAUUUAUGACUUUUUUCAGUGAAACUGUAUCUCAAAGAACGGCAAAAGGUCAAAGACAAUCAGUUGAAGAAGGUAAUUAUAUUGGGCAUACAUAUACUAGAUCAGAAGGUAUUAGUUGUGUAAUUAUAACAGAUAAAGAAUAUCCAACAAGACCAGCAUAUACUUUGAUAAAUAGAAUAUUGGAAGAAUAUUUAAAUUUACAUCCAAAAAAUGAAUGGGAAAAUAUUACUGAGACUAAUAAUAAUUUAGCUUAUCAAAAUUUGGAAAUAUAUUUAAAGAAAUAUCAAGAUCCAACUCAAGCUGAUUCUAUUAUGAAAGUUCAACAAGAAUUGGAUGAUACUAAGGUUGUAUUGCAUAAAACUAUAGAAGGUGUUUUACAAAGAGGUGAAAAAUUAGAUUCAUUAGUUGAUAAAUCGGAAGCUUUAAGUUCUAGUUCAAGAAUGUUUUAUAAACAAGCUAAAAAGACAAAUUCAUGUUGUGUAAUAAUGUAG
Molecule: messenger RNA, 606 nt
Organism: Insectozyma verbasci
Lineage: Eukaryota; Fungi; Ascomycota; Pichiomycetes; Serinales; Debaryomycetaceae
Source: the annotation of a GenBank genome assembly